AUGAGAAAUCUAUUGAAUUUAUCCUAUAGAAAUUUCACUUUGUGGCGAUGUGAGGACCCCAAUUACGAAAACAGGAUUAUACGAAAUGAUGCUGUUCAGGAAUUGUGUACAAAAUACAGUAUAACACCAAAGCAAGUCUUGAACAAAAUUAAGAGCUUGAGGUCAUACGUCCAUAAGGAACACACAAAAGUUUCUAAGAAAAAAAGUGGAAGCGCAACCUCCGAAGCAUACAAAAGCAGUUGGUUCGCUUAUACCUCCACGUUAUUAAUUUUGGAUGGUGAUACGCAACGCAGCGGCACAGAAACUGAACUUGCAGAAUAUGACAGCCAAGAGGGCACGAGUGAGAACGAGGGAAAUAGGAAAAUAGAGAUACUUGAACACGAAACUACUUCAUCAAGUACAAGUCAACAGGGAUUGGAUUUUGCAACACCUUCAUCAAAACUAAACGCCAAAAAAAAAAUCGGCGCUGAAACCGAGUUUAAAAUUAAUAAAAUUUUAUUUGAAGCGGAAAUGCAAAGUUUAAAUAAGCAGUCAAGCUAUCCCACUAUAGUGCGUUCAAUUGAUACUCUGCAACCAGAUAAUAGCCGCCCCGGAUCUUCCAUUGCAAAUUAUAGUUAUGAAUGCUCAAACUCAACUACACCAGAAAUGCUCAGCCCAAACUCAGAAAAGCUAAAUAAGUGGCCAAACUGUCCUACUAUGGUUCGUUCAAGUGACACUCAACUCGGUAAUAGCUGCACUGGAUCUUCAACUACUAAUUCUAGGUGUGAACUGUCAAACAUAUUGAGCCUAAUUCAGAAAUGCUUCCAAACGAUAUUACUACGGCAUCCAACCAGAAUUCUGCGCUAGUACAAC
Molecule: messenger RNA, 852 nt
Organism: Acanthoscelides obtectus
Lineage: Eukaryota; Metazoa; Arthropoda; Insecta; Coleoptera; Chrysomelidae
Source: the annotation of a GenBank genome assembly